UUUUGGUAGCUUACAGUUUCGCGGAAAUUGGUUGAGUUUAACUCUAAUUUCAAGCUUGUCAGGACGUUACACUUACGUGGUCUCUAUGUUUAUAUUAUGCGUUUUAUUUGAUUGCCUUAUUUAUUUUGCAUGAAAUAAAAAUAACUAUUUACUAUUAAACUAUUUACAUUGCACCUAUAAACUCGUCAUGGGAAAACUUUAGGCGUUCCGUGCAAUCCGUUGGAAACAUGGCUCGUGCCUGGAAAGAGAAAAUCGAAUACCUCCCAUUCGCACUCGCAGCGUUUAUCCCGCUGUUCUGGGAUCAGUCAGAGCUCGUCCCUAAAACCAACUGAUCUCGGACCAGUCUGCCAUGUAAAUCCCGGCGCAAUCCAGCACCCUGAUUGGUCGAACGAUCGUCACGAGACGCGACACGGUAGAACUGCUGCACUGCUGAGCUCGUGCCGUCUGCGCUCCAGGUAAAAUGAGUGAGUCUUUAGUUGUGUGUGAGGUGGACGAAGAUCUUGUGAAAAAGUUGAGGGAUUUCCGCUUCAGGAAGGAAACCAACAAUGCUGCCAUUAUCAUGAAGAUUGAUAAAGACAAACAGCUGGUCAUUCUGGAUGAGGAGCAUGAGGAUAUCUCUCCUGAAGACCUGAAGAAUGAGCUACCUGAAAGACAGCCCAGAUUUCUAGUGUACAGCUAUAAGUACGAACACGAUGAUGGGAGAGUUUCUUACCCCCUGUGUUUCAUCUUUUCCAGUCCUGUUGGAUGUAAACCUGAGCAGCAGAUGAUGUAUGCUGGAAGCAAAAACAAACUAGUGCAGACGGUUGAGUUGACCAAGGUGUUUGAGAUCAGAAACACUGAGGAUCUGACCGAGGAAUGGCUUCGAGAGAAACUAGGCUUCUUCCGUUAAAAAGCUUACACAGAUAUUUAGAGUGACCUAAACGAGACCAUCACCUCCAGCAGGAGAGAUACCAUCCAUCUGAUACUGUCUGUUUGUGUAUGUUUGAAUGCUUCUGCCCAAAUUCUAAACCCGCCUGUAACAAUAAGGAUGACCAUUAAGAUGGCAAAAAUUAUGAUUAGAAAUUUUAAACUGACUAUUGGACAUAGUUUUUUGGAACUAUCCACUCUCCUCCCUAAGCAGUCAAAUAUGUACUGCCGUGCACAGGUGGCCAGUUCCUACUGCCGUCAUAGUUGGGUGACAUUCUGUGAUUUUUAAGCAAUCUGAUGUCCAGCUAUAUUUUAUAAUAGAUGACACAGCAACAGAUUUAAACAUUCAAAACUGCAAUGUUUUGUAAAAUCAGUCUUCAUUUAAUAUAUAUAUAUAAAUAUAAGAAGGGCCAAAUGUUUCUUCCUUAGUAAUUUAGUGUUCUUCCUGUAAUUUGAAGUGUUUUCAUUUUUAUAUGCAUUGAGUGGUGGGAGGUGAGGGGGCCUUGUAUGUUGAUAGUUUUGGGAGAGAGGGUUUGAUCACUGACUGUAUUUGGUCUGUUGUCUUAAGUGUCAUAAUAAUUGUUUUGCCUUUUAAAAUCUGCUUGCAGCUAGAGAAACAAAUCAUCACUAAAGUUCUAGAAUGUCUCUCCUUGUGCGGUGCAAGUUUUUAGGAAAAAAGAAUAUGUUGGUGACCCUUAAGUCCUCAAGCACAGAUCAGAAAACUCUUUCUCUGUCACUUUAUUGGAAAUGCAUGUUUAGGUGUGCAGCAACAGGGACGUGUUGUGGUGUAAAUCUGGUGCAACCCUGUGAUGAAGAUGACUCUUUCUCAUUGCCCAGUUAAAUGCUGGAACUAAGCCAGUUUUACUAUUCUAGAGUUUAUGCAUUGCAUCACUGUUUCCGUAUUUAUAUAAAAACAGUUUUUCUAUUGGCAAAAUGUAAACACUGGAAAAUUACGUAAAUGUUUACAUCUUCACAGAGACAAUUUGGAGGACGUGAUUGAGAAGUAAUACCUCUGCAGAUCUCACAUCUUUUAAAGUCUGUGAGCUUAAAAGUGGGUCAGGAUCACUUGUGCUUUGUUUCUGUACAUCUGUACCCAUAACACCUAUGAUUAGUGCCGUUUCCUUCUAAACUGAAUGUUGACUUUGGUGGUUUAUAUGAUGUGGACAACACAUGAUAUAGCCCAUACAAUAGUGAACUGUGUAUGUGUUUAACAUGAGUUUAAUUCACUACAAGUUGUUCUAAUUUUUUUUAAUGACUGAACUAAAUGCUUUUCCUGAUCAUUUAUAACUCUAGUUCUCUCUUUAAACCAGAAAAGUUGUUAACUUUUGGAUAUGUGUCUCAAUUACAUACAUUUGUCUGCUGUUUUGAAUAAUUAAAUAGAAAUGUUUUCCUUUUAAAUGUA
Molecule: messenger RNA, 2308 nt
Organism: Misgurnus anguillicaudatus (oriental weatherfish)
Lineage: Eukaryota; Metazoa; Chordata; Actinopteri; Cypriniformes; Cobitidae
Source: RefSeq, a predicted model, not a curated record